Magallana angulata is the source of this 3545-nucleotide messenger RNA. Its product is annotated as multiple epidermal growth factor-like domains protein 10. Bases 23 to 2230 code for a protein of 735 amino acids. Lineage: Eukaryota; Metazoa; Mollusca; Bivalvia; Ostreida; Ostreidae. Gene Ontology annotation, molecular function: scavenger receptor activity. The transcript has 11 exons. The record is from RefSeq and is a predicted model, not a curated record.
UGUUAAAAGACAAAUCAGAGCAAUGAUGUGUACUUACUUACUAAUCUAUAUAGGAGGAUUAGCUUUAACAUUGUCCUACGAUGAUUUAUCCUUCAAUAAAGUCGCCACUCAAUCCCAAUCACUUUCUCACGAGGGACAAGAUUAUUCUGCACACAAUGCAGUUGAUGGAAACACAGAAACUUGUAUGAGGACACGUGAUAUAGGGAAAACCUCUGACUACAAGACUGUGUGGUGGAAAGUGGAUCUUGGUGACGUGUACAGCAUUUACAGUGUUUCCAUUUUGUUUAAAAAUUACGACAAUUCAGAGCAUCGACAACAAGGUCGUUUUGCGGGAUUCUCUAUUUAUGUAUCAAACAAUGGUGAUAUACAAGGUUCAACGCUGUGUUACAAAGACGGACCACAGUUACCGCCCCUGAACUUUACAACAACCUGCCUAAAAUACGGACGAUACGUCAUCUUCUACAACGAAAGGCUCGACGGAGUGAGUUAUCCAACAGAUUAUGAAGUAACAAGUGCUUUCACUGAAUUGUGUGAAGUCAUUGUACAAGGCUGUCAGAAUGCUACUGUGUAUGGCAGUGACUGUGACAUACCAUGCCCUUCCAACUGUAAGGACAACAUGUGUCACAUACAACUUGGACACUGUUUUGCAUGUCCACCUGGAUGGACAGGAAGCUCUUGUAAUAUAACAUGUAUGGAAGGAUGGUACGGGAGAAACUGUAGUCAACAGUGUGUAGGACAUUGUAGAAGUGGGACAGCUUGUAAUCACGUGACUGGUCUAUGUGACGUAGGAUGUGAAGAUGGGUGGUAUGGUAUACACUGCAGUCAGCUGUGUGAAGGACAUUGUAGAGGUGGGGCAACUUGUAAUCAAAGAACUGGCGAGUGUGAUCAAGGAUGUAAAAAUGGAUGGUACAAUGCGUAUUGUAGUCAACCGUGUGAAUGGCAAUGUAAAGUUGGUACAACCUGUAAUCACAUGACAGGUCAUUGUGACGGAGGAUGUGAAGAUGGUUGGUUUGGUAUACAUUGUACUCAGCCGUGUGUAGGAUAUUGUAGAGGUGGGGCAACUUGUAAUCACAUAAAUGGUCAUUGUGAGGUAGGGUGUGAAGACGGAUGGUACGGCAUCAGGUGCAAUCAAUCGUGUGAAUGGCAGUGUAAAUUGCACACAAUCUGUAGUCAGGUAACAGGUCAUUGCGACGAAGGAUGUGAAGAUGGGUGGUAUGGUAUACACUGCAGUCAGGCGUGUAAUGGACAUUGUAGAGGUGGGGUAACUUGUAAUCACGUAACUAGUCAAUGUGACGUAGGCUGUGCAGACGGAUGGUACGGCGUAAACUGUACCGAACAAUGUGAAGGACAUUGCAGAGAUAACAUAGUCUGUAAUGACAGAACUGGUCAGUGUGACGGAGGCUGUGAUGCUGGAUGGACAGGUUAUUUUUGUAACAAAGAGUGUGAAGUGGGGAUGUAUGGUUUUGACUGUGUCAACAACUGUAGUGGACACUGUUUGAAUGACUCUCCCUGUAACAAACAGACGGGCCAUUGCGAGAGGGGAUGUAAGGUUGGAUACAUAAACAGUGACUGUGCAACAAAGUGUCCUUCUGGAUAUUUUGGAAUUGAAUGCAAAGAACGGUGUUUUGGAUAUUGCACAGACAAUCAAACUUGUGAUCACGUUAGUGGACUGUGCCUUAAUGGGUGUCAUGAUGGAUAUAUUGGAAAAUACUGUAACAACUCUUGUCAAGAGGGAUAUUAUGGCAAAAAUUGUGCAAUGGUUUGCCAUCCUAACUGCACGACGUGUCGAAACACAGACGGAUUUUGCACUUGUGGCGCAGGUUGGAUAGGUCCUAAUUGCUCUUUAGAAUGUGUUUGGUCCUAUGGGGGUCAUUGUCAAUAUCCGUGCAGUAGACACUGUAUAAACCAGACAUGUGAUAGAUUCAAUGGAAGCUGUUUGUUUGGUUAUAGUGAUGAAUACAUGUAUUGUGAAUCAGCAGAUAUUGAACAGUCUCCACCGACUCUAACAAUAUCGAUUGCUGGGUUUACAGUAUCACUAGCUAUCAACAUCAUUGUCAUCAGUGCGCUCAGGCUUCGGAGAAGGAAAAAAUUGCCAAACCGGAAAAAUAUCCGAAGUUGUUUGCGGUCCACGUCGAAUAGAAAUCAGACAAACACCGAAGAAGAGGAACCUCAUUACCAAGAGCUCAAGGAAAGAAAAAAAGAAAAUUAUCAGAAUUUAACACCAGAUUGACUAACCUUUCUAGUGUUAUAUAUAAGAUAUUAUUAAUCAAUAAUGAAUAUGCUGCAACUAUGUGGUUUAAGAUAGAAAAAAAAUAUAAACCUAGUUUUUCAUAAAAAAAAACAACAUAUUUUGUUUGUACAUAAACAAAGACAUUAUUAUCAUUAUUAGAAUGUACGUUCGAUUUAAAGAGAUUGAAGUAUCAACAUAUGCAAAUAAAAAUCAUGUUAAAACCUAAUGAAUGAAUGGAUGUCCCUUAUAGUUUAAGACAAUGAUUGGUUCCUGUUGUUGUAUUGGCAAGAUGCUAAAAGAAAAUAUAGCAUAAUGGACAUGCUACAUAUUUAACUUAAUGUUGAGGAAAGGAAAUGUGUAUUAUAUUAAAACUAAAAACUUAGCUUUGCUAUAGAGAAGCCUAAUAUAUAAUUAGUGCUGUGGAUUGAUGUAUACUGAAUCAAAUGUUUGCUUUUUAGAAAAAAAAAGUUUGCUGUUUAAUGAUACAAUUCUUUAAAGUAUUUUUGUGUCUUUUAGCUGUUUUUCCACACUGAUAGUAAUUCGUUUUUUUUGCAUAAUAACACUCAGUUUGAUAUGUUUGUAUCAACGCGUUGCUGAAUCAUAUACAUGUAACUAACAUCAAGCAAUAUGACUCAAACACACUUUAAUAGAGGAUUAAUUUAAAUCGAAGUUUUAAUUUUUUUUAACCGAAUUAUUUAAGUCUUAAAGCAAUUUGAGCUGUAUUUUUUUUUAGAUUUCUGUUUGGUGUAAAAACCUGCUAGUAUGGUAAGUCUGCAUAAAACUUAAACUUUUAUGAUAAAUAAGGUUGGAAAAAAUCAUUAAUUUUUGUCAGAGGAAGAUAUCUCUUCUAUGGAACAUAAAGCAAAUCAAUUUUUGUACAGGACGACAAUAAUUCAAUUUCGCCCCAAUAAAGGUUCCUAAACGGUCCUUUUCAGAAAAAUUUGGCGAAAAGAAAUUUAAAAACCAUGAUAUUUUUGUCAUUUUAGUAGAAAAUUAGAUUUUCGUUAACAAAAUUCAUGGAAGUUGCAGCUCAUAUUGCUUUAAACAUACAUAAUAUGAGCAAAGUAGCGCUGAAUAGUUUGGAUCAAAAUCCUACUUAAGACUUGCUUCUAUGUUUAUGUAAGUGCUUUGUUUUAUUGUAUUUACUCGGUAAAUGUUUUAAGCAGAUAUACAAAACAAUCGUUAAUAAAUUAAGUAAAAUGAUCUUGACAUUAUCGUACUUCGGUUCGAAACAAGAUGAUUUUAUUUCCAAAUCAAAAUAUGUACAUCUUAAAUUUACUUCUGAAUUUUUAAACAGAUUUUCCGUAGACAAGUG